Melanotaenia boesemani (Boeseman's rainbowfish) is the source of this 3859-nucleotide messenger RNA. It is a transcript of the gene trmt9b, whose product is annotated as tRNA methyltransferase 9B. The coding region runs from base 1457 to 2746 and encodes 429 amino acids. Gene Ontology annotation, cellular component: cytoplasm; nucleus. The record is from RefSeq and is a predicted model, not a curated record. The transcript has 3 exons. NCBI's taxonomy places the organism in Eukaryota, Metazoa, Chordata, Actinopteri, Atheriniformes, Melanotaeniidae. Gene Ontology annotation, biological process: tRNA wobble uridine modification. Gene Ontology annotation, molecular function: tRNA binding; S-adenosylmethionine-dependent methyltransferase activity.
AAAAUUUUAGGUUAUGUAAAUAAGGUAAUUAACUUUAAGAAAAAAAUGUAAUUUUAUGGCCAAAAUAAGCCAAAUUUGCUCAGAAAUAAUUCAUAUUCCAUAAUCCAUUUGUCAUCUUUCAUCCUAAAUGAACGCUUGAAGUUUGUGGCUUUUAGUGACACCUAGAGGUGAAAUUUCAGACUGCAGCAUAUUGAAUAUUAGCGUUAUAUGACAACUCAGGUACAAAUUAAAAUUUAUCUUUCACCAGGAAAAGAACAUAAAAAGAUCAGAGGGAAGAAAAGUCCAGGCUGAGUUUUGUCUUAUGUUUAGCUGGAUGUUUGCACUUUUAAAGGUUUAUAAUUCACUUUAUUUCCAGGGUCAGUUUUGAAAUAAAGAAAAAAACAAAGUCUUGCUACCAGCUGACAGUUUACCAAGGAAACAUGCUAUGAUUUUAUCCCAUGAUUUAUUUAUUUUUUCAAAGCUAUGCCUGAAAAUCUGAAAAUUACUACACCUAUUUGCUUACAAAUUCUGCUUUUGAAAUUUAUUUGUAAAGCCAACAUGUGAUGGCAACAGGAACUAUAAUAUCAUCACCUCAUGACUUGCAUAUUGAGAUAUUUUCAGCUAAAAUAACAAUGUAAUCCUUUGUGCAGUAACCAAAGUCUCCCUACAUAUUGCUUUAGGGCUCUGCAGCAGAGCUCUGCAGGAGCUGAGAGCUGCAUCCUAAUAAACUCUGUUGACUGCAGUGGGCGAUGUGAUCAUGACCAUUGAGUCCUUGAAAUUCUCACUGUGGGAGUUUGGAGGACAUGUAUGAUGAAAGAAAAGACACAAUGACGAUAUCAGUAACCUCAUCUAAAACUAUUGGAGAUGCUGUCAGAUGAUCAAAGAUCAUGUAAACAACAAGAAUGUGUAUUUAUCCUGAAUUUCCAGGAAAAGUGAAAGUCCACCUCAGGCCCAGUGAAAGCCAUAUUGCUAGUACCGUAAUCUCCCCUUUCUCACAACACUGAAAGUAAUAUCACAACAUCUAAACCCUACAUGCACUUGAAGAGUGAAAAAUAAGUAGUGAAAAUAGUUUGCACAAACAUGAUUGAUGUAAUUUAUUUUGGAUCUUGUUUCUGACUGACAAUAAAUGUGUUGAGUUUUUGCUUCUGAAUUAGUGUAAAAAACAUGCAACUGCUGAAGAAAUGAACCAGCUCAGUGCUUUGCAAGAUUAAAACCGCCUGGAAAUUGGUUAAUUCAUUCAUUUAUGGUCCUGCUACCUGACACGUGUUUGAGUAAAGCGGCUGUUUAAGGUUGCCAACUGACCUUGUUGGAUCUUAAAUGUGAACCACUGCACUGUUCCCUUUCAAGGGCCCACAUUGUCUGUAGGGGUAUGUUUUAUUUCCAAUCUAAAUGAACUUAGUAUUUGAUGGAUUAAUAGAGGCUAUUAUGUCCCUGCAGCCAUGAUGCUGUGAGGCUGCAUGAGGCAGCCUGAACGAACAUGAUGGAGGAGGCUGCCAGCCAGCUUGAGAGAGACCAUGUACACAGUGUCUAUGACAAGAUCGCUCCAUAUUUCAACGACAGCCGCUAUAAAGCCUGGCCAAAAGUGCGACAGUUCCUGCUGGACCAGCCGCCUGGGAGCAUUGUAGCAGACAUUGGUUGUGGCAAUGGCAAGUAUCUCCACAUCAACAAGGAAGUGUUCAAGCUGGGCUGCGAUGUUUGUCGCCCACUGGUGGACUUCGCUUGGAGCCAAGGACACGAGGUCCAAAUGUGUGACGGGCUGAAUUUACCUUACAGAGAUGGCUGCUUCGACGCUGUGCUCUCCAUUGCCGUCAUUCAUCACCUGUCCACCAAAGAGCGCCGCAUUCGAGCAAUAAAGGAGAUGGCUCGCUCCUUGCGAGUGGGUGGACGCAUCAUGAUCUACGUGUGGGCCAUGGAGCAAAAACGUCGCAAAUUUGAGAAACAGGACAUCUUUGUCCCCUGGCACCCCAAUCCUAAUUUACCUCCUGGAUUCAAAAGGGAGCAUGCCAAACCCAGAAGGAGAGCCACAGCGCAGAGCAUGAGUGAAGCCAUAGACAGCACUGAAAAGCACAGGAAGGUUAGAAGCACAUCCUCUGUGGCCGAUGAGGAAGAUCUGACCCGCACCGUGCCGCAGCAGAGGACACAGAGACUGUGGUUCUUCUCCAGGUCUCUGGAUUCUGUAUUUGACUUUGGAAGCUUAGCCAUCUCCUGGCCGUCCUCUCGAGACCUGAGCACUUUAUCUUCACCCACAGGUGAAAAUGAGGGAAACAAGACCAACCAGCGUGGAAAAGGGCGAGGCCUUAUUAAGCAGGUCUCAAGCUUCUUUUCCCCUCCAUCUGUGAUCGGAUCAGAGGAGGACGUCUUUGACUCGGUCACGGACCUGCACAAGGGACAGAACGAUCCCCGAGGCAAUAACAACAUUACUAACAACUGCACAGAAAACCAGGGUGUCUCAGUAUCUUUAGCCCAGGAGUGUGGCUCUUUGGCUUUGCCAGACCUGAUUUCUUUGCAGAAGGAGCAUCGGAAGCAGUCUGGAGAUGAAAGCAAUAGAGGGCCGCAGGGAGAAGAGCAGCAGGAAAGCACAGAGAGUCCUCAGGGGAGUGAAGGACAGGUGGAGGGCUCCUGUCUGAGGUACUAUCACGUCUUCAGGGAGGGAGAAUUGGCAGAGCUGAUAGAGAAUCACAUUGAAGAGCUUCAUGUAAAACACACCUACUUUGAUCAUGCCAAUUGGUGUGUGGUGGCAGAGAAAGUUCAGUUAUGGAAAAUCUGAUUUUAACUUGUCAAAUCUGGUAAGUUUUAGCACUGAGUCUGGCACUUACUGAUAGUGGUUUUUAUGAGGGAGGGGUGUAUGAGAGUACAGAUAUUCCCAUAAUUGAGCGUAAAGUUAACACUCGACUACUUCACUGCUACAGUUCUCUACUUAGCUGUUAGGAAAGCAUCGUUUUGAGUUUUUUUUUUAAUCUUUACUAUUUAUUUUACUUUAUUUUAUAUUCAUUUUAGCAGUCCAUGAACCAGCUGUGUAUCAGAUCUAGAGGUUUUUUUUAGAUGCUUCUAUUCUGUUUUAGUACAGUGGAGGCAGUGUUCAACAAUGGCUGUAACUUUGUUUUAGACCACAUUUUCAAGUAUUUAUGAUAUUUAAAAACAUGAACAUGACAAGCAGUAUCUUAAAACAAUCAGUGUGAGUUCUUUUUUUUUUUUCUUUUUUUAUUAAAUGAGUGAGCUUUGUUGCAGCUAUUGUUCUUUAGUUCUUUUACAAGUACUUGUCUACAAAGAAAGAUGCUAAUAAAUUAAAUUUUUUGUCUUUGAGAUUUAAAUAUAGGCCAAAAAAGAAUUUGCCAGAUGAAAGUGUAUGCUUCCUUCUGCUGUAAUAUGUUUUAAUACCUUAAUUUCUGUGGAAUUUUUCUUUUUUUGUCUGCCUGCUUUAUGAAUCCAUGUCUUGUGGAGAAGCUAAACAUGCAUCAUACAUCCGUUAAGGACUUCUCUUUGAGGUGAUCUGUAAACUACUCAUGUUAUUUAUUCCAUCUUACUAUUGUAAGAGAUAAAAGUUGUGCAGAAUAUCUUCCAAAACCCUUGUGCUUUAUUUGCUAAAAAUGUUAAAACAACAUGUUGCUGGUGCGUGUGCUUGAUGUUUGCAACUGUUGCAUAAUGUUUUGUAGCAGGCUGAAUAUACCAGAAAUCAACUGCCUCGUAUACUGUGAAUAAGCAUUGCACUGUCACUGCUUGAUGUCAGACAGGUGACACUGGAAAUGUAGAGCUUAUCUGUACCCAUCGUGCCAAGGAGAGUGCAUGUAAUGACCAACUGUGUUAGUUUUAAAGUGAAACUGGUACCUAAAUGUCCCAUUAGUUUAACGUUUUUUUCUCUUAUUAAACUUUUUAUUCAUGA